AUGAUAUUGAUAGCAAUUUGUGGAGUUCUUACUGGGAUUUUAGGAGUCUUUAAAAGUAUUGUUGAAAUCAUCGAUAACGAUUUUGCUUGCACUCACUCAUAUUGGUAUUACGUUCUAGUGCUGGUUCACUUUCUCAUUUUCCAAGUUCUCAAUCAAAUCAUUUUAUGGGAAAUCGUAUACAUUACCUUUUUGAGAUCAGCUGUCAUUCUUGAUGUACGCUAUGGAAUAAUUGAAGAAGUGACGGACAAGGCUCAAAUUGCCGAGGCUUUGAAUGGGAAAACUUGUGUACCGAAGAAAGUUUAUACUAUAGCUGCUUUUGCUGGAAAUUGUUUGAGACGGAUUCUACUGACUAUCGCUGGAAUAACAAGCUUGAUUGUACCCAUAUUGAUCAUGUUAAUUCUCUCGGUUUUCCUGGUUUUCGAGUUACGAACUUCAAUUUCAUCUACGAUAAUAUCAACAGAAUCCUCGAAUCGACAGAAUACAACUGCACGAGCUCUUCUUCUUUUCCUCUGUUUUUAUGUAAUGGCUGAACUUCCAUAUGUUCUUCUUUUCAGUAUUGGUCUCUAUAAUCCUGCUGAUUUUGAACAAUUAGAUGAGUACACUUACACUCAAGUUGAUAUCUUCAUCUAUGUGAAUAUGUGUCUCGGAAUUCUUGUCUAUUGUCUCAUGUCAUCUCAAUAUCGUGCUACUGUACUUGAAACUUUUUGGAGAAAGAAUCAAGUAUCAACAAUUGAUAAAACCUCUAGGAUGACAGCAUGA
Molecule: messenger RNA, 759 nt
Organism: Caenorhabditis remanei
Lineage: Eukaryota; Metazoa; Nematoda; Chromadorea; Rhabditida; Rhabditidae
Exons: 8
Coding region: 1-759 (252 amino acids)
Cellular component (GO): membrane
Molecular function (GO): G protein-coupled peptide receptor activity
Source: RefSeq, a predicted model, not a curated record